CUCCUCAUCUUUCUACUUUUCCCCUUUUUAUUUGUUUGGCCAUUUUCCGAGCAAAAGCGUGCUUUAAACCCAAAACUCAUUUAUUUUUCCCCUUACAGCAACAUUUACAUUAUUUCCAUGUUUUCACUUUUUUCUUUUAUUCUGAUCGGCCAAUUAAUUUUUGUCGUUAAUUCUAACCAAUUGAGGCAUUCAUUGGCCAAUAAACAAUUUAUUGACCAAUUAACUGAAGGAUCCUAUGAGAUUAUCCACCCCUUUCAAUUGCGCGAAAAAUCAAGAGAAAGAAUGGGAAUCGAUACAAGAGAACAUUUUUUAAACACAACACCAAUUCAACAUUUUCGACAAGUUAGCUUUGUUUUGAGGAGCAGUGUUUUACUUAAUCAAAGAUUGAGGAUAGCUUUAAAUUUAAAUGAACAUUUGUUGGGUGGAGGGGAAAAUAAAAAUGAGGCACAGUUAAUUGAUAAAACAGCAAUACAAUCUGAACAAGAUAUGGAAGUGAUUAGGCUUUCGGAUGUUGAGAAUUGUUUUUAUCAGGGCACAGUUAUUGGAGAGCCAGGGUCAAUGGUCACUCUGUCAACUUGUGACGGCCUUUGGGGAUUGCUGGCAUUUGCAAAUGGAAGUGCUUUGGGAAUUUGGCCGUUAGAAGGGGGAGAUAAAGGGAAAAGACAUCCUCAUGUACUCUUUCGAGUUUUUGGGAAUGGAACAGAAUGUGGAAGGGAUAGUGGUAAUGAUAUUGAAGGACAACAACAAGAAAAAUUUAUCAAAAGAAGACGGAAAAGGACAAAAAAAUUUAGAGGGAAGAGGAAAAGUGAAGGAGAAGAAAAUUUGAGACGUUUGAGGCAACAAAGAUUAUUUUUGGAUAUUGCUUUGCUUGUUAAUAAAGAAAUGCAAUAUUUAUUCAAUAUUGGCCAACUAAAAUUAUUAGAAUAUUCAUUAAAUGCUUUAAAUAUUGCUGAUUUAAUAUUUAAAAAAGGAUUAAAUAUAAGAAUUUCUUUAAAUUAUUUUGCUUUAAUUGAGAAUUUAAAUAAAAAUAAUUCCAAUCAAUUACUCGAUGAUUUACUUGAUUUUAUAAUUAAUAAAUUAUAUAAAGAAGAGAAAGAUGUAACAAUAUAUUUAACUAAUUUAAAUAAACAACAACAAAAUAAUGCUUUAAAUGUAGAUAAUAGUGUUUGUAGUGGGAGGGCUGUUGGCUUUACUCAGAUAUUUAAUUUAUAUGGACCACAAACAGCAGCAUUAUCAUUUGCUCAUUCUUUGGGUCAUAUACUUGGUUUAGAACAUGAUUUGGCUGAAUGUGGUUGUGAUAUGGAAGAGUGUAUUAUGAGUGGUAGUAAGGGUCAAUUUGACCAUUUUCCUUGGCAUUUUUCUGCUUGUUCUUCAGCUAGACUUGAAAGAAAACGUUCUGCUGAUCCAAAAAUGGAAUGUCUUUUAAAAUCUAGUAAUUUAUUUUCACAAUUUUCUCCGUCUUUUCUUUGUGGAAAUGGACAAGUAGAUCAAGGAGAGGAGUGUGAUUGUGGAAGGCGGGAUCAAUGUACUGACCCUUGUUGUGAUCCUUUUACUUGUAGACUGCGGCCACACGCCAAUUGUGCUGCACAUGAGGAAUGUUGCCAUCGUUGUCAUGUUCGUCCAUCCGGACAUUUAUGUCGACCAACCCGUUCAAUUUGUGAUGUAGCGGAAAGAUGUGAUGGAAAAAGUGGUGAAUGCCCGCCUGAUAGUCAUUUACUCGAUGGGACACAUUGUGGAUUGGGAAAUAAUGGGCAAUGUUGGCAGGGGGAUUGUGUGGAUAGUGAUGAACAAUGUAGAGAGAUUUGGGGAAAAGGCUCUCGAGUAGCAGAAUCACUUUGUUUUAGUAAAAACGGACAUGCUUUAGAAUAUGGGAAUUGUGGGCGUGAUACCGAGGGAAAGUUUGUAGAGUGUGCACCCGAAAACGAGAGGUGUGGAUUGCUUCAAUGCCAUGAAGGAUCAGCAAGUCCAACAAUACCUAACGCUACAGCUUUUGCUUUCCAAUUUGUACAAGAAGAACGUCAAGUUCAGUGCAAGGUCGUCACAAAUUCUCCUCUUGGCUUUGUUAAAGAUGGAACUUCCUGCGGUGAAGGACGUGUUUGCAUUAGAACUGUUUGCCUUCCACUUGCUCAAGUCUCUCCAUCUGUCAAGUGCCCAAGCAGUGGUUCUAAUAUUUCUCAAUGUUCUGGACAUGGGGACUGUACAAGUGCAGGACAAUGUUUGUGUUUUGAUGGAUGGACAGGGAAAGCAUGUGAUCUUCGUACACCAACUCGCCGAACAGAUAAUCAUCAUUCCCCUUCAUUAGAAUUUUCUUCUCUUCGUGAUAUUUCAACUCGUUUUGUUGGUGUUAGUGAUGGAAAAGUUAUUUUAGAGACAACGACUUUAUUAAUUAUUCUUUUAUUUGUUGGAUUACUUUUAUUAUUAUUUCUAUUAUUUCUUUUGCUUUUUUAUCGGAGAAGUUCGGCUGAUGCAUUUCAACAUGCAAAUAUACAAUUUAAACAAGCAACAACUACAACUGCGGAUGAAGAGGAAAGCAAAAAUGAAAAUGAGAGAAAUAAUGCUAGAACUAUAAAAUUUGGACAAAUGCCAAGUUGGAGGGAAGAAAAACGUACAAGAAAAACAAACAAAAGAGUUUAUGAUGCUCUCCAAAGAAUUACUGAGGCGAAUGAGAUGGACUCUUUGUCGUUAAAAUCACGAGAAUCAUCAAUAGCCCUAAAUAAUGUAUUAAUAAAUCCACAACAACAAAUAAGUCCACAACAGCAACAAACCUGUUUAAAUAUAGCCUCAAACAUUUCUGAAAAAUAUCAACAAUCAAAUUGUUCUCCCCCUCAAAGUCUUCAACAUUCACCAACUAUACAAACAUUAAAUUAUCAGCAAAAUAAUAAUAAUUCAGGCAUUUUUUUUUCAAAAAGAGGGGGAAGUAAUUCUCUAGAAAUGGCAGAAACAUCUUUACCUUUAUCAGAAGGAGGAGAUGUAGAGGAAGAAGCAAUGCCUUUUAACUCCCCUUUUGGCCCUCGCCUUGCCAAUAUUAGUUUAUUGAUGCGAAAACUUGAAGGGACAACGGAAGAGGAAAGAUCAACGCCACCCCUACUUGCUAAUUGGUCAGUUCCACCUCCAGCUUCAGCAGAUUCUGGAAAUCCUGGAAGUAAUUUAGAACUAAGGGAAUCUCCUUCACUUUUCUCUGAUCCUUAUAGGCUAGAUCUGCCUGGAUAG
Molecule: messenger RNA, 3210 nt
Organism: Meloidogyne enterolobii
Lineage: Eukaryota; Metazoa; Nematoda; Chromadorea; Rhabditida; Meloidogynidae
Source: the annotation of a GenBank genome assembly